UAGCUCAAUUUAAAUUACAAUAAUGUCUGAUAUAAAGAGUGUUUUGUCUCUAUUAUGUCAGCAUUUAAAUUUCUCAAUCAACAUCGUGAUGAAACCUGAAUAUUUUAGGCUGGCAAAAUUUAAUAGCACGGCAGAAAAUGUCACUAGAACGUUUUGGACAGCACUGAAUGUCUUAAGCUAUUAUGCUGUAAAAGAAAAACAAAUCAAAAUUGAUUUUCAAAAAUAUGAUACAAUAUGGGCUACCAAAUUGUGUUUUGCAUAUUUACGAUACCCUGCAAUAGAGUUUUAUGCUUUAAGCGAGAGUAGUAAAAAUAACAGACCAUUAUUAUUAGCAUUUGCAUGGCUUCUUGGAACACAAGAUAUUCUAAGUGUUAUCACUCACAUAAAUCUGUCUAAUAGUGUGCUAGGAAGAGAAUGUUCACGGUUGAAUAGCAUACAGAAGAAGGAAAUACAGUAUAAUAUACCAGAGACAUUCAGUGCACAGAUAAAUAAUAUAUUGUACUUAAAUGGUAAAGUAAAUUAUAAUAUAAAAGAGAUAUCUGAACUGAUUUCUGAGAAGGCUAAGUUAAUAAGCAAAAUUCAUACUGCGAGUGUUGAAGUUUGUGGUCUUCCACAUCUAAGUGUAUCAGAGACAGCAUUGGUAAAACGUAUCUCAGCUACCAAUAAAAAUGCACUUUCCAAUGAAGACAAAAAAUAUAUAAAAGAAUUAUCAACUAUUGCUAGUUUAUUAGAUAUACAUAUGAAGUGGUCUAAAAAGAAACAUAUAUUUUUUGAAUGGAUGGUAACAGUAGUUCAAGAACAUAAUAAAUCACUGAACACCAGCUUUGCAGGUAUAGAUUGGAAUGAAGUUUCAAAGUUUAUUUCUUUGUUAUGUUCUGUGACUGAAGAAAAGCUUGAAGCUUUAUCAUCUAAAGAAGAAACUAUUAAUUCUCAAGACUAUGAACCCAAAUGCAUUUCGCGUUUAUUAAGGGUCCAAGGUAAUAACACAGAAAUAGAAAGGUGGCUAGUAAAAAUUUCUGGUGACCUGACCAAAAAAACAGAAGAUUUAGACAAAAGGAAAGAGGAACUUUCUGAGAAACUAAAAGAAAUAUUACAGUCAAUCCCCCAUUGUGUUGAAGUCUCAUUUUUAUAGUAAAAUAAAAAUCAAUACCUUUUUAUCAUUUGAAUAUCUUAAAUUUAUGGUAUAAA
Bombus terrestris (buff-tailed bumblebee) is the source of this 1188-nucleotide messenger RNA. RefSeq lists its product as uncharacterized. The record is from RefSeq and is a predicted model, not a curated record. The coding region runs from base 23 to 1132 and encodes 369 amino acids. NCBI's taxonomy places the organism in Eukaryota, Metazoa, Arthropoda, Insecta, Hymenoptera, Apidae. The transcript is spliced from 5 exons.